Cyclopterus lumpus (lumpfish) is the source of this 2394-nucleotide messenger RNA. RefSeq names its product heparan sulfate 6-O-sulfotransferase 2 (gene hs6st2). Bases 355 to 1764 code for a protein of 469 amino acids. The transcript has 2 exons. Gene Ontology annotation, cellular component: membrane. NCBI's taxonomy places the organism in Eukaryota, Metazoa, Chordata, Actinopteri, Perciformes, Cyclopteridae. Gene Ontology annotation, molecular function: heparan sulfate 6-sulfotransferase activity. The record is from RefSeq and is a predicted model, not a curated record.
AGAGGCUGCUGGGAAGAAAGGUCAAGAAUCGAUGGCCGUGGUAGGCGCGGAUUAAACGUCACCGCUGCAAGAACGAUGCUCGCUUAAAUAGAACAAACUAAUGGCCCUGGGAAAACUACUUUAAUAUUUAAAAUGAAACACGAACGCCUUGCUUCCUUUAACACAGCAAACAUUUUAAUGAGCUAUUGUCUGUUUUUUAGAGUCGGGGGGGCUAGCUGCCGUUAGCUGGCUAGCAUCUGCAUUGUUAUUGUUUUCGCUUCACAAGGCGACCAUAAAACACUGUUUCCCGAGGUCCCCCAGCCGAGGCCGGGGCUCGGACUGCCUUAGUGAUGGUGUUUUGUCCGCAACGGGAAGAUGGAUGACAAAUCCAGCAGUGGCAGCAGCCACCACCGGGUCCUGAUCGUCCUGCUCAUGGUGUUGCUCUUUGGCGUCAUUAUGAUCCAGUAUGUUUGCCCGAGCAGGUCAGAGUGCCAGAUGCUCCACCAGCUGGGGACGUGGUUUAAGGACGGCAGCGCAACUGGUUCCCAGAGCAGUGGCACUACGAUGCAAGACGGACUCCAAAAGGAUCCGUAUAUCGCAGAAGAUGGCGCUCUAGUCCGCUUUGUCCCUCGCUUUAAUUUCACCAAAGCCGAUUUAAAUCGUGCUGUGGACUUCAACAUCAAAGGAGAUGAUGUGAUAGUUUUUCUGCACAUUCAGAAAACGGGCGGCACGACGUUUGGUCGUCACCUGGUGCGCAAUAUUCAGCUGGAGAGGCCCUGCGAGUGUCAUGCGGGUCAGAAGAAAUGUACCUGCUACCGGCCAGGUAAAAAGGAAACCUGGCUGUUUUCCCGUUUCUCCACCGGCUGGAGCUGCGGGCUCCACGCGGACUGGACUGAGCUGACCAGCUGCGUCCCGUCACGCAUGGAUUCUCGAGAAGCUCCCGUGGACCUGCCCAGUAGGAACUAUUAUUAUAUAACCAUCUUAAGAGACCCAGUAUCACGCUACCUGAGCGAGUGGCGUCACGUGCAACGUGGCGCCACAUGGAGGGCCUCCUUACAUGUGUGUGAUGGACGUUCACCAACACUGUCCGAGCUGCCGAGCUGCUACUCAGGAGACGACUGGUCAGGAUGCUCCCUGCAGGAGUUCAUGGACUGCCCCUACAACCUGGCCAACAACCGGCAAACCCGCAUGCUGGCUGAUCUCAGCCUGGUGGGUUGCUACAACGUCUCCACCAUGAGUGAGGAAGAGCGCUGGGCACUUCUUCUGGAGAGCGCCAAAGGCAACCUGCGAGUGAUGGCCUUCUUUGGGCUGACCGAAUACCAGCGUAAGACCCAGUAUCUGUUCGAGCGCACCUUCAACCUGGAGUUUAUUGCACCCUUCACGCAGCUCAACGGCACGCGCGCCUCUAGUGUUGCGGUCCCCAAUGAGACGCAAUACAGGAUCCUCCAGCUAAACCGGUGGGACGUAGAGCUGUACGAGUACGCCCGUGACCUCUUCCUGCAGCGCUUCCAGGUGGCGCGACAGCAGGAGCGCAGGCAGGCCAGGGCGAGGCGGCAGCAGGAGAGGAGGCGGCUCCGUGGAAGGCUUGCCACGAAGCCAGGGAGGCAGCUGAAGCCCACAGAAGCACCCCGGCACCCACUGAGCCACUCUGUAGUAACUGAAGAGCAGCUGAGGGGAAAGGCUGGGGGAGACGACGAGGAGUCAGAAGUGCUACUCCCAGACUGGUGGGAUCUGGAUGAGAACGGCACCAUGGAGGAUUACAUGGACAAUGUGGAGCAGUGGUAGUGAGUGACUGGAACAAGCAGUAAUUGUCUUAAUGCUAAGUGUGCCAUGUUCUGCCUUGUCGGUUGUUAAGUAAUUAUUACUAUUAUUUUAGUACAUGCAUUCCACUAAAUAGAUUUUUUUCCCCCCAUGAAUCAAUGACACACAUGUAUUUAUUGAAACUGAUUGUAUUUCUUUUCCACAGCUGACAUUCAUAAUGAAUACUUUCUUUGGCAUAAAGGGAGGCUUGUUUUGCUAACUGCAAUGCAUUACCUUUCAGCGAUCACACACGCCUUCUAGAUUGUUCUCCAGGCUUUUUAACACAUCUGAACUCUUGUGAUGGAGCUAAGAAUAAGGGAGGAGGGGGCUGCUUAUCUUUUCUUUUGUUAAAAAUAACUAUUUAAUACUUGUGUCUAUACAUAUUAUACUACUGUUUGUGAUAUACAAUCGAUAUGUUUGCCAAAAUGUUGUCCUGUCUGAAAUGCGUACAUUUUAAAACGUACCUGUGUUUUUAUGUGUCUUUUAAGUACCAGAAAAGGAGACUGGAAUUGUAAUAGAUACCUCAUCGUGUAGCAUUAACUGCUCAUUUGUUAAAUCCUGAAUGUGUCUAAAGUCUGAAUUUGUUUUUAUAUAAAAAAAAUGCUUUUACAGUUA